CUGAAACCACCGGAGAGGAGCGUGCUCGUCCGCCUGGGAUGUAUUUCUUUCAACUGCAAUCACAGAAAAGGGUGAAGUGGACGCAGGUUUGAAGCCGUGGAGAGACUCGCGACGCGAGAGCAGCGGAACAAAGCGCGCGUCAGGCUGAACACCCGGCACCGAUCUGAGGUAAAUAAAUAUGACGGCCGAUCUUGAUGUUGACGUGCGUCUUCUGAUGAGCAACGACACCGCGGAUAGAAUCACGAACCUCGGGUGAAUUCUGGAGUCCAAUUAAUUGUGAUUUUUUUUUUCUUUCUUUCUUUUUUUUUUUUUUUUUUUUUUUUUUUUUUACCCGGAGGAAGACGGGGAUCUAAUCCAGGUGGCGCAUCUUUCUCCCCCCGGCUGCGCGUAAUGGGAGAAAAGUUUCGGACCUUGCAGAGGAGACGCACUCGCAGCAUCCCGCCGACGACGCGCUUAUUCUGAAAUAACAUGCGUGUCCUGCCGUUCCGUCCGCGGCUCACCAAGUUCAAAAGUGAAUUCAGACCGUUCAGUAUGACUUGAAAGCGGCCGUGGAGGUUAUCGGAGCUCGCAUCAAGCCAAUUAACGAUCCAUGCACCGCCGUCCCGAUUCGUUCAAAGACGCGCAGACGGACAUUAAUGAUCUAGAGAGGAUUUCUGCAGCGACGGCAGCAGCUCAGCAGUGAAAGCCUGAUCCCAUUCAGAGAGAGAGAGAGAGAGAGAUUCACCUGGAUGUCUAUGAUGUUGUGCCAGCUCGGGCAGAGGUGUGUGAUGGAGGUGGUGGUGCUGACCAUCCUGUCCUGGGUGACCGUGUGGGCGGAGGAGAAGAUCAUAUUUGACAGACACGCUGUCUACUGGAACAGCUCCAACCCCAAGUUUUGGCACGGAGAGUACAGGGUGGCGGUGAACAUUAACGACUAUCUGGACAUCUACUGUCCUUACUACGAGGGUCCCCCGUCCCACGGGCGCAUGGAGCGCUACAUCCUGUUCAUGGUCAACCACGAGGGCUACACUUCCUGCCAGCACCGGAUGCGUGGCUUCAAGCGCUGGGAGUGCAACCGCCCCAGCGGUCCUGACGGGCCCCUGCGCUUCUCAGAGAAGUUCCAGCUCUUCACCCCCUUCUCCCUGGGCUUUGAGUUCAGGCCCGGACACGAGUACUACUACAUCUCGUCUCCUCACCCAAACCAUGUGGGGCGAGCAUGUCUAAAGCUGAAGGUGUAUGUCAGACCUCCAGAUGGCUCGGGAUACGAUUCUCCGGAGCCCUUCCUGACUGACGGAGGUCCAAGCUGGAGGCCAGGGUCUGUGGCCCCGUUAGCUGCUCUGGCCUCGCUGCUCCUGGGACUCUUCUCCUGGCUGUGACCCCUCCUCUCCUUCUCUUCCUGGAGCUCCCACCCAGGAUCGCUGGGCUGGGCUGGCUGUCCCUCUAAGUCCACCACCCCUCAGGGAAGCCCUCUGUCUCCGUCCUCCCCUUCUCCCACCUCCACCUCUGUCCGACCACCAACCACCCCCACUGCCAGCCCCUUUCCAUGGCCCGGCCACGGACACCCUCCCCAGGCUUGGCUGAGAGGGUUGGGUCUUGAGCUGCGUGGGAAGAUGCCCUUCAUCUCUAAUCCCUGAACUCUGGGUGGAACAGCACCUCUCAGCCGAAAAAAAACACAAGGGAAAUGUCUCUGCACUCAUAUCAGGGGGUCCUUUUUGAUUUGACUAUUGACUCUCUGGCCACUGAUGGGGUAGAUGUAGCGGGCGGCUAUGAUUAAACUUGUCGUUCCAGAGCAAUUCCUAUCAUCCAAUCACGGCAGGAUGCAUUAAGCGAUAGGCCUGGAUGCACAAAAAUUGGAUUUUUUCUCACAUUGCUGUCCCACCGUCAAACCCAAGAAUUGGAAGUGGCCAGGCUUGCAUUGUAAUUGAAAUUCUAUACUAUCUGGACCCAAUCCAACCGCAACGAAAAAGAAAAAAGAGCACAAGUACGGAGACGAGGGGGGGGGGGGAGAAAAGUGACCCGGGCCUGUGCAGGAAAAGAGACGGGGAAAGAUUUGAAUGAAUAUGGCUGUAUGGGAGAUGUAAUAUUAUAUGUGUUGAUAUUUUCAGACACGGUCUAGAUUCACAGCAACGUGAUAUAAAAAUUUGGGUUCGGUUGUUUUUUUGUUUUUUUUAGGGAGAAGCUCAGACCAUCACAUUAAAAUGACAAGUGUAAUCAUAGCCUGUUCCAGCAGUGGGGCGGUGGGGGAGGGGGUGUGUGUGUGUUCUGGGUGGGUUUGGCGAGGUGUAUAUUUUCAGGUGGGAUGUGUUUUUGUCUUAUUCAUGUUUCUAAACAAAGCAUUUAUCACAGCCUGGCCAGCACGGGCAUCUUCAGCACUGUCUAAUGUCGGUUGGGUCGGGUGACUUCUGGAACCAUGACUUUCUCAUGUAUGAAUGUACCACCGGUCACCCACCUCUUUGUCUUUCUGUAUUACUAUGACUGUGGUCACUUACCUUCUCUUGGACUGGCAGGAUGAAUGGGGUUUUAGGGGGGAUUUUUUUGUUUGUUUUUUGGAGGGGAUGGUGAGGGGUGAGGGAGGAGGGGAGGAGGGGAGGAGGCAGGUGGAAGAUGGAUGGACAGGUGAGAAAAGGAGGCGACACUCAAGUUGCAUGACCACUGUGAGAAAAAAACAAAAAAAAAACAAAAAAAAAACAACCUUCAGAUCAAUCUUGUUUGUAAUGAUGAUAUAUUUUUUCAUGGGGGUAAAAAAAAAAAAAAAAAAUCAGAAAAACACCCAGCGACCGCUCUCUUGCUCUCCCUGAGAACUUUUUACAGACAUCAAAAGGGAAAAUUCAACCUCUCUCCUCGACGCGGUCCCUCCUGUCUGGCUUCCGCUCGUUGAUGGAUUAGCCCGGGCCGCGAGAUGAAUGGACCCACCGGGUGAAACUGACUGGAAAUCAGCCCCUCAGAGCCCGGGACCAGAUCGCAAUGGACGUAAACACUGACUUGAAGCUGGUCCCGGGUCUGAGGGUUAAACCAAUAAGGGAAGCGCAUAGACUGUGGCAAAUGAGGCGAGGUGUGUGUGUGUGUGGUAGCAUCACAAGAACACACAUGGGCAUGCACACACACACACACACACACACACAUACAUACAUUAACACAUACACACACACACACACACACAGUCUUUGAUAACGGGACCGUUCCUCUGAGCAUUCAUGGACACGACUAUAAAGGGAACGGCACAAAGAGAGAGUGGGAGCGGAGGAGGGAGGGGGAGAAAGUGUGUGUGCAUCAUGGGACUGAGACUUCUUUAAUGUUGGGGAAGUGAACAUAACGAGUCAGCACUGUGAACACACACGCGCAUACACACACAUGUACAGAUACACACACACACACGCGCAGGCAAGCUCAGACAUAUGUAGAACAAAGCACACGCAGCUCUAGACAUUUUACAAAGACAUGGCAUGCACAUACACACAUGUACAAAGACACACACAUACACACACACACACACACAAGAAACACAAACAAGGGGGAAGCACUACCUUCCUGGUUUCAUCUUAUUUUUGUAGCAUUUAAAAUCACUGUUAAUUACUCCUGUGUGGGAUGCAGUGAUGGGGUAUAGCCUGUGGAAGAUUAAAAAAAAAUGUGUUUUCUCUUCUUCUA
This is a messenger RNA of Acanthopagrus latus (yellowfin seabream), 3624 nucleotides long. It is a transcript of the gene efna2a, whose product is annotated as ephrin-A2a. Gene Ontology annotation, cellular component: plasma membrane. The transcript has 4 exons. Gene Ontology annotation, molecular function: ephrin receptor binding. Gene Ontology annotation, biological process: osteoclast differentiation; ephrin receptor signaling pathway; axon guidance. The record is from RefSeq and is a predicted model, not a curated record. NCBI's taxonomy places the organism in Eukaryota, Metazoa, Chordata, Actinopteri, Spariformes, Sparidae. The coding region runs from base 729 to 1355 and encodes 208 amino acids.